CCAUUAAUCCGGCCUUCACUAGCUUAACAUACAUGGCGGCAGUGAUGAGAGAUGAGUUUGUUGCUGCCGUGGUGGUUUUGGGUAUGGCGUUAACGCUGCGCUUGGUGGCUUGUGAGGACAAGAAAGGUGAUGAUUGGGGAAUGGGAGCUUCGUUUAUCUUCGGAGACUCUUUAGUAGACGCCGGCAAUAAUAAUUACCUUUCCACUUUGUCUAAGGCUAAUAUUCCGCCUAAUGGGAUCGACUUCAAACCCUCCGGCGGGAACCCCACUGGCCGCUACACCAACGGGAGAACCAUCGGUGACAUUAUCGGUGAGGGACUGGGCCAAUCUCACUAUUCAACGCCGUUUUUAGCUCCCAAUUGUAGCGGGCAAGCUCUAUUAUACGGUGUGAAUUAUGCAUCUGGAGGUGGUGGGAUUAUGAACGGCACUGGAAGAAUUUUUGUGAAUAGGCUUUCAAUGGAUAUCCAAGUUGAUUACUUCAACAUAACUAGGCAAGAAAUCGACAAAUUGCUUGGUGGUGAAAAGGCAAAAGAAUUUAUCACCAAGAAAUCCAUUUUCUCCAUCACAAUAGGCUCCAAUGAUUUCCUCAACAAUUACUUGCUUCCCGUUCUCUCCAUGGGCACAAGAAUCAGCGAAACUCCCGAUGCCUUCAUUGACGAUCUUAUCUCUCAUCUCAGAGGACAACUUACGAGACUUUACCAAUUGGAUGCUAGAAAAUUUAUCAUAGGAAACGUGGGUCCAAUCGGUUGCAUUCCUUACCAAAAAACAAUUAACCAGUUGAAGGAAAAUGAAUGUGUAGAGCUAGCAAAUCAGCUUGCUACCCAAUACAAUUCACGGUUGAAAGAGUUGUUGGGAGACCUCAACAAGAAUCUCCCCGGCGCCACGUUUGUGCACUUGAACGUUUAUGAUCUUGUCUUGGAACUAAUCACAAACUAUGCUAAAUACGGGUUUACAACGUCGACCAAAGCAUGUUGUGGAAAUGGAGGGCAAUUUGCAGGGAUUGUUCCGUGUGGACCAACCUCGAGUAUGUGUUCUGAUCGCGACAAACAUGUGUUUUGGGAUCCAUACCACCCCAGCGAGGCUGCUAAUAUUAUCAUUGCCAAACAGCUGCUUAAAGGAGAUCCUAAAUAUGUGUCUCCAAUGACUCUUCUUGAGCUUCGAGAUUUGUAAUUUGUAAUUUGUUUUCAAACCCCUUAAUUUGUAUUAUUUUAAUAUGUUGUUAUUUGAUUUCAAGAUGUAUGUCAAAAAUUCUUGUGUUGAUAAGAAUAUUUGCCUAUAUCUAAAUUAAUAUUUCAUCCGUUCCA
Messenger RNA from Ipomoea triloba (trilobed morning glory), 1303 nucleotides. RefSeq names its product GDSL esterase/lipase At2g23540. NCBI's taxonomy places the organism in Eukaryota, Viridiplantae, Streptophyta, Magnoliopsida, Solanales, Convolvulaceae. Gene Ontology annotation, molecular function: hydrolase activity, acting on ester bonds. The transcript has 5 exons. The record is from RefSeq and is a predicted model, not a curated record. The coding region runs from base 33 to 1169 and encodes 378 amino acids.